Molecule: messenger RNA, 408 nt
Organism: Morchella sextelata
Lineage: Eukaryota; Fungi; Ascomycota; Pezizomycetes; Pezizales; Morchellaceae
Exons: 7
Coding region: 1-408 (135 amino acids)
Source: RefSeq, a predicted model, not a curated record
AUGACCUCACAUGCUAAUGCUGACAAAAAGACACUCUAUUCUAAUCUAUCGAUAAGCGGUAUCAUCAUCAUCAUAAUAUCCUCGCCUCAACGUCCAUCUGCAGCCCGGAUGAUAAGGUUGGCUAUAGUAGCCAAAGUUUGGACCUGGUUGGAGGAGCUGUUUGGAGGCAUAUUUUUGGGGUUUAUAGCCUGCCCCAGGUUUAAGUUCAUGGAAAGGGUUUGCUCUUGGGUCUCAAUUCAGAAACAAAUCAAUAAGUUUGGUAUCUGUCCUCAGAAGCGGCAGAACAAUACCUACACUGCGUUUACGCCGCAGUAUGGUGACAUUAUACCGGAGACUGAGUGGACUAUUCCCAUUGUUGCAGACUCAAGGAUUAGAAAGCAGCAUCUGAGAAGAGACACCGCAGUUUAA